AUGUUUGAUUUUUGCUCAAAUCGUGUUCGUGCAGACCAAAAAGUUAUCAAAAUAGGUCUUGAACUAUUGCGUUUUUUGCACGGAAGAAGAAGCAAGAAGCCAAUGUCAAUCAGUUGUUUUUAUUUAUAACUAGUUUUUCUUGGCUUUUUUUAUUUACUAGUUUUUCUUGGUUAUUAAAUAACGAUACAAAAUGUCAAUGAAAAAUGACGCGAAAAAUGUAGGAGACACUGAUGCUCAAAACCUAAAAGACGCCUGGUCUAUUCGGCCAUGUGAGGUGUAUAACGAUGAAUAUGAUGAUUGCACCAGCAUCAAAGCGCGCUUCCAUCAAUAUUUCAUUCAUGGUGAAAGUAUUGAUUGUUCCCAGUGGAAAACAGAUUAUAAUAAUUGUGAACGUUACAUGAAAUCCAACGGGAAUGAUGUAACAGCCGGCGAAGCCGUCAUCCGUAGUGAAGCUGAACGGCGGCGAAAACGAAUGGAGGCACACUAUGGAAAUACGACAUGGAAAAAGCGAACACAUCCUCCUGAAGAUUGGUCGAAACCUUUACCAGAAUGGUUAGCUAAGAAAAAUGAGAAUACAUUUCUGGAGCUAAAGCAGAUGGAAUUAGAUGGGCGUAAGCUAGCCGAAGAAACUGAAAAAUCAUACUGUGCUCUAAUGUAGAUAACGUAUUGUAUGCACUACUGUUUCGGAAAAAACGUUAAAAGCCUAUUUUUGUAAAUACAUCGCAUGUGCUGCAUCCAGCUAUGAUAGUCCAACUUAUCAUUUUGAUAUAAUUUACACUUUCCGAUUUUUGGAACACAAGGAUAGUGGUUCGUUCAGAAAUGCAUCAAGCCAAAGCAUCAGUCUCUUUUUUUCUAAACUGUAGUUGAUGGAAAUAUCCAAUAUGCGCAACCACGGUUAAAUGGUUAAAUUGCCUAUAGCUUAGAAAUAAAAGUGAACACACCAUA
Molecule: messenger RNA, 945 nt
Organism: Rhagoletis pomonella (apple maggot)
Lineage: Eukaryota; Metazoa; Arthropoda; Insecta; Diptera; Tephritidae
Product: UPF0545 protein C22orf39 homolog
Exons: 2
Coding region: 191-658 (155 amino acids)
Source: RefSeq, a predicted model, not a curated record